This is a messenger RNA of Topomyia yanbarensis, 6273 nucleotides long. Its product is annotated as transmembrane channel-like protein 7. Lineage: Eukaryota; Metazoa; Arthropoda; Insecta; Diptera; Culicidae. Bases 1039 to 4032 code for a protein of 997 amino acids. Gene Ontology annotation, molecular function: mechanosensitive monoatomic ion channel activity. The transcript has 5 exons. The record is from RefSeq and is a predicted model, not a curated record. Gene Ontology annotation, cellular component: plasma membrane.
CUCGCGCUGGAUGGUCGUAGUUUUCUGUGAUGUGUGCGCUCGCGUUUCGUCUCGAUCGAACGUAUACUCUGGUGAAUCUCUUUCACUUUGCGAAAGUCAAGGUGGUGAAAAAGUGAUUUUCAAGAUUUUUCAAGUGAUAAUAAAUAGCAUAAUACGCCAUGGAAAUGUAUGAAAUUGCUUAUAUUCUUAACCCGGAAGCGUGAGAAAAGACGCAUCGAGAUCGUUUGGAUUCGAAUUUUGCAGAAAAUAGAUAAUUUAAGCAACAGAAAAUAAAUCGGAAAACAUGCGAGAAAAAAAUGGUGAGCAGCAAUAUCCGUGAGAGGUUGUUCACCAGCAAAAGCACUACCAAGGAAAACUAUUAGAUGUAUAAUGCCACUUUUCGAUAUGUGAAAUAAAGUAAAACCAAAGAAAAGAAUCAAAAAUCAGCUAAUUUAAUGAAGAUUCAAUGUAUGCAUUGGUUUUUAUGAGUAGUGUAGGCACUGUCCAAAGAGAUGAAAAGCCUGUUGAGAAAGGGUGUUGUUGGGUUUGAUAAGUGUCAAUAAAAAUCAAGUUUCCGCUCGGCCCACAAACAACCACAACAACAAUGUGAAGUAAUGCAGGCCAUGUUUGUGAACUGUAGCAACAUGUAUGUAUUCAAGUUUUAAUAGAAAAAUUGUGCAUAUCAAUUGAUAAAUUGUGGGUUAAGCAAAAGCGUCGUAGCCCGGUAGUACUAGCAGGGAGUGUAAGCCAAUCAGCAAAUAGCUGAGGUGAUUAACCCGAGUACAGGGUUCUGUAAAGUGAAACUUGCAAUGUUCUGAAGGAAUGUGCUCAAACAUUGGGGACCCUUCUGAAAGAGCCAGAAUAGAACAAGUUUUCGUUGGCAAAGAUAACUGGAUUGGAGACAACAAUUGCAGUAAUGGAUGGAUGAAUAUUCAUAUCUAUACCAUCCGAGGCGAAUGCAUCAUCCAAGUUGUAGCAGCGGUUCUGGCUAAGUCAGCUAAGCUGCUAACGUGUUGAACUAGCGGACAGACCGGACAGACACCACACCAUCAACGCACAAUGUCCGGCGGCAAGGAUCGACGGUCGCGGGCUAGUAAAACUCAAGGCUGGGAGGAAGCCGGCGGUGAGUUCUACCAGGAAAGCUACCCGGCCGAUCUGGAAGGUAUGCAGCGGGAUCCAUCUAAGAUUGCAACCCUGCUGCCCUCGAAGCAAACCAGAAAUGCAACAACUCGUCGAGUACGCCCAUCUCAACAGGAUACGAAGGGUACUCGAAGGCGCACUAGUUUUUCGACGGUGGCUAGGCGGGGAUCGCAGUAUCACGAUAUUCAAGUGGCCACACUUCCGGACUUAUCAGAAAACCUUAUCAACGAAGAACGCACGUGGGAAGAAAUACAGGAAAUCAAAUCGAUGCCUGUCCCGAUGGCUCAAAAGCGUGAAAUGAAAGCUCAAUUACAGAAUGCUACUAAGCUACGCCUGCAAGGCUUCGAACAGAUCAAAUGGCGUCGCCGGAAAGCGUGGCAAAGCAUCCGCGGAAAGUGGAGCGAGUACCGCACCAAGCUGGAGCUCUGGCGAAUGUCGCUGAAAACAAUAGAAGGCAACUUUGGCACCGGAGUGGUGGCGUACUUUCUCUUCCUGCGGUGGCUAAUGUUUCUCAACCUUAUUGUGUUCGGGCUGGUUUCGGCGUUCAUCGUGUUACCGCAUGUGAUGCUUAGGGAACCGCUGGAUCUACCCUGCGAGCAACAGGUUGACCCGACAUCGAUGCAAUGCUGUUCCGAAUCGUACGUGAACGCUACUAAAAGUGCGGAAUUUUCCGUACUCGAUGUGAUUCAAGGUACCGGGUUCAUGGAGGGAACACUGCUAUUCUAUGGAAUGUAUACCAAUAUGAUUUAUGGAUACAGUCCAUUGGAAGAUCGUCUAACGGCGAUUGCCGGUGUAGCCAGGUCGACAACAGUGUUUGUGACAACAACGACGACUACAACCACGGCCACGACAAGUAGUAGCAUAAGCAGUAAUAUCGGUACUAAUAGUAGUAGUAGUAUUUAUAGUAGUAACAGUACUGACACUAGUACUACAGAAGCCAGCACAACUGUGAUCAGUGCGGUAGUAGGAGAGGUUAAGAGUAGUAACUUUAGCAGCAUUAAUGGCAGCUAUUUCGAAGGGCUAGUGAUGGAAGCGGAGGAAGCAAUCGACCAAAGUAGUUCUGGGAGUGAAUCGGGUACGAUUCUGUACUACGAUUUUCCACUGGUUUACGUGAUAAUUACCGCCAUUUGCUACGUGAUCGCAUUAAUUGCCAUCAUGAAGGCAGUCGUCCGGCAGUUCACCGAUCGGAUUGCAGAGGGCGAAGGUCUUUUCUAUCAAUACUGUAACCUAGUCUUUGGAGGCUGGGACUUUUGUAUUCACAACGAGAAGUCCGCUGAUAUUAAACAUAAGGCACUGUAUUAUGAGAUUCGUUCUUUGCUUCAUACGAAGCGUUUUGAAAAUGAGCGCAUCAAUCGCUCGCGAGAUUUUAUGAUUAAGCUUAUAGCCAUACGGUUCUUAAUUAAUUUCGUCGUUGUGGUAAUUCUGCUGAUAGCUGUAAUUAUAAUUUACGUGUUAUUCAAUGAAUCGAUGUCACAAUUGGAUCGGAAUUAUCCAUCUAAUCAUACAUUAUCUGGGGUUCAGUCUUGGUCGUAUUUUUCGUCGUUCAGGUCACCCUAUACGGUGGAAAUGGCUUCGACCAGUUCUACCCCUUCUUACUAUUCGCGAGAAUCAUCCUCGACGGAUAGUCUUUCAGCUCGAUUGGAAGUGCUCUUUUUUGAGUUCCUUCCAUACAUAGCGAUAGUGUGCAUGAACCUGGUUGUUCCUCUCUUUUUCAAUUAUCUAGUUCAGUUCGAGAAAUAUUCUCCUCUUUUUGUGAUCAAAAUCAGCCUCUUUCGAACGGUCUUUCUGAGACUUUCUUCACUAGCCGUACUGCUAAGUCGUUUUUAUUUCCUCGUGAAACCUAAAAUACAUCAACUAGCAUUGAAUGGAACUGAUUUAUCGGCUAAUUACACCUUCGAGUCGUACAGUACCGCAACGGAGCAAUGUUACGAUGCUAAUAGUGGCACACCGCAGUGCUGGGAGACGUUCGUAGGGCAACAGUUUUACAAACUGUUUAUUGUUGACUUCGUUACGCACUUCCUGGUGACUUUCUUCGUCAAUUUUCCAAGGGCCAUGUUCGCUCGGCAUUCCGCAAGCCGCAUUGCCAAGUUUCUCGGUGAACAAGAGUUCGAGUUAUCCAAACACGUUCUGGAUGUGAUCUACUCGCAAACGCUUUGCUGGCUUGGCACCUUCUACACGCCCUUCCUUCCAGCAAUAGCAGCCAUUCUGUUUUUCUUUAUGUUCUACAUAAAAAAGUUUGCUUGUCUUGUCAACUCUAAUCCUUCCUCUAUCCUGUAUCGCGCAUCCCGCUCCAACUCUCUGUUUAUGUCCACUUUGCUGAUUUCAUUCACGGUAGCUAUCAUUCCCGUGGUCUACGCUUGGGCCGAAAUCAUCCCUUCACGAUCGUGUGGCCCCUUCCGAGGGCUUCCAUCGGUCUGGGAUCGAGCUAUCAACGCAUUCAUGAAGAUGCCCCUAUUCUUCCAGAACGUUAUUUUCUACUUUGGUACAGCUUCGUUCGGCGUUCCUUGUUUCGUCGUGCUAACGUUCAUCAUAUAUUAUUUUUAUGCCGUAUCGGCAGCCAAUAGACACAUGGUGUCAGUGCUAAAGCACCAGCUUGUGCUCGAGGGUCAUGACAAGCAGUUUCUGCUCAGCCGGUUGAGUUUAUUCAUCAAACAGCAACAGGAGUACCAGAAACGUAUGAUGCGACAAGCUGCCGAGCAACAGCCCCCACCGCAGCAGUCGAAUAACGUACAGCAUUCGUACACACCACCGGUUGCACCUCCCAAGCCGCCCCAGCUGCAACAACAGCCGCCGCAACCGCCGGAACAACAACCACCACUACCUCCCCGCGCAGAUCGGGACUCUAAGCCGAGCAGUCGGGAUCGCGACCGGAAGGAGGGCCCCAGCGGAGAUUCGAAGCAAAGAGAGAACUAGUAAGGCCCUAUAGUGUCUGUCGGAGUUUAAAUAAUCUGUAUGUAUGUAGGUUGCGGGAAGUUAUGUAACUUUCGGUGCAGGACUCUUGUAUGGUAAUUUAAUAUAUUUGUGGGAGCAUAUUCCCCAAAAAAUUGCGCUAUCUGUAGUGUCAGUUGUCACAAACCAAAGAGAGCAUAACAUAAAUACAAGGGUGGCCAAAAAUUGGUUUUAAAAGGUAUUCCUCCGUCGGGUUUUUGAAAAUAAAACCCAAUCUAUGUUCACUACUGGCGUUUUUUGACUUUGAAAAUGUCUUACUUUUCUCGGCCAAUUGUGUUAUAGGAAAGAUCUAUCUCGCAUAUAUAGCCCAUUAGUUUAACAUGUAUAAAUCCGUUGUAAAUUAAUGUUGAACUACUGGAUCCAGUAUAUGCGAGAGAGAUACAUGUUCCGCUUUAGGCCUUUUUGGAAGCUAUAAUAUCAUUCGAAUAAAUCCAUGCUGGUAUCGAUAGAAUUUUAAGAACAAAUAAAUGCUCGGAUAUUGUGGUUAAGAGAGACAAGACUUCCUUUGCCAUGAGACAUGUUGGUAGACUCUAGCGAUUUUUAGUCAUCCUUCCUUAGCCAGACUACUCCCAGUAGAUGAUAAAUGAUUCGAAUGACUCUGCCACUUCUAGUUUUCCUAUCUGUAUAUUUGAACUCCUUGCUCUCACUAUGGCUCUAAACCUUUCAUAAAUAAAUGUUAGAAACAAUAAAAAAUGGGGCUCAACAUUGGUAUAAAGGAGAAAUAAUUUGAAGGAUCUCAUAGUGCGUUUGAUAAAUGAUCUUCUUUCUACAGCCGAGCUUCGAUCAAAUGUCCCGUUUCACGAGAUACUCGUAAAGCGACAAAUGUAAAUACAUAUUUUUUUAGUUUUUUUUUGGCUGUCCAACAGUGUCUUUAGUAACACCAUCAAUAACCCGCACAACUAUAUCAAUUUGAACUCCGCCAGACAUACCGGUACGAUGGGCUAUAUGUAGACUGUUUUCAAUGAGAUUACCGAACCACUAGGUCGGGAUGUGACUAUUCGUCCUCAGGCUAACUCCUCUAACGUGUUUUCAUUCUUCUGGCAAUUCUAUAGAUUUAGGUUAAAAGUUCGCGUUAUUUUCGAACAAAUGAGCAAAACAAAUUAAGCAAACACGUGAUAUUAUAUUCCACCUUUAUUAAACGAAUACCAAUUAAAUUAUUUAUAUUUAUUAGAGAGAUGACGAAGCAGAUGCUAAAACUGACAGAAUAUAAUUCCCAUCUAUAAUCUGCAAAGCGAUAGCGGAACAAUAGUUCAAUUUUGGGAUGGUAAAGCGAUUGUUUUAUACAAUAUCUAGCUCACUUCAAAAGCGAGCCCACCCGAAAUGUAUACAGCAUUUCUGUUAAGGGUACAAACAAUCUAAUCAAUUUUUAAAUCCGAGCGCAAGUUCAUCUAAGAUCGAGUAGUGUAUAAAUUGUAGGAUAUUAUCCAGCUCAAUAUCAACUUUUGUUAGUUGUCAGCGCCUCAAAUAAAUAGUCGAAAGAUUUUUUUACAUUAAAUAAAACAAUAACACAGGAAAGAGACUGCCAUUUUGAGCUAGUUGUAAAUGGAUAAUUUCGUGAACAAUUUAAUACCAUGAGAACACAUAUGCAGUAAAAUAUAGACUACACAUGGAACACAAUCUAAUCUGUACAUAGCUAUAAAAAAUGAUCAAACUCUAUCCGUCAGUAAACGACCAUCACAAAUAAAAUAUCUGUAUCAUUCUAUAACCGACUCAUCAUCAGACAACGUUCUCUGAACAGCUUUUAUUUCACGCCGUCAAACUCAAAUCGUUAAAGGUACACCAUUACUUGUUUAACAAGCAAGUCCCGUGCAAGAAUAACGUAUUGUAGUUAUUCACACAGUAAACAAUACCCGAAAUAUAAAUUGGACUAUUUUUGCCCUGUGUAUUGCCAUCUCUGGUAUUACAAUUUCUGGUAACCACCAGCUUGUCUGACAGACAAAUUAUGCGUAAGCGUAUGUAGAUGUUCUUCAGCAAAGUAUAGAUAAAUAAACAAAACGGCUAGAAUAAUACCCAGAAGCAAAACACACAAGAAAACAAUAGGAUUUCAAAACGAAAACAUAUUUGUGUGUAUUAGUACGCAUAUUCUUUCGCCAAACAAACAGUGUUCUAGUUUGUAUGACGCUAUUUGUAUACAAAUUUAAAGAAAAAGCAUAAAACAUAGUUAAAAAAGAAAUAAUAAAACAAAAAGUAAAUCUUUGUAUGAAA